AUGACUAACGAAGAAAAGAAAACAUCAAGUGAAGACAUUUUAAAUAAAAAGUGGGAUCUUUGCUUGUCUAACUUAUUAGUAAAAUCCGGAAUUGGACUGAGCGUAGGAAUUGUAGCUUCCGCUUUAAUAUUUAAAAAAAAAUCUUGGCCGAUUGCGAUGUCAACAGGCUUUGGUAUUGGUGUUGCUUAUGCAGAUUGUCAAAGGACUUUUAAUCCAACUGCGAUACCCGGUGUAAAAAUAAUUAAGCCACCACCAUCAUAA
Molecule: messenger RNA, 261 nt
Organism: Funneliformis caledonium
Lineage: Eukaryota; Fungi; Glomeromycota; Glomeromycetes; Glomerales; Glomeraceae
Source: the annotation of a GenBank genome assembly